AUGUUCAGGCAUUUCUUAUCAAGCACAUGGAAGAAGGGAGCGCUCGCAUUGGAAAACAAUAAUCCCCUGUUUUCAUAUUGCUGGAGGAGUUUCCACUACGGGAAGGUAUUAUAGAGGGCAAAUUUCCUGUUAUUAUCGAUUAAGUAUUACUGUUGCUGAUCGUUAAGAUGAAAUCGGUGGUUUUAUUGGGCACGCUGUCCUAAACCCCAAGCCCUUAUCAUGCUAUGUAUGGGGUGCUCUCCCAAUUAUGGCAUGUUUGAUGGGUCUCUUUUUGGUCUUCGAGUUUGAAAAUAUGCCUUUUCUAGUUGAAGCUCAUAUACUGUUGGCAUUCCAUGGUAAUCUACGUAUUAAGUGAUGCGAAGAUUACUAUAAUAAACUAUCUAUCCAUCUAUCGAUCGAAAUGAAUAGCAGGGUCAUAGUGAGUACAGAAAGUUUCCCUUUUUUUGUGGUAAAUUUUUAUUUUCAGUUACAGCAUUUGGUCUUGGGAUGAUCUCAGUGGGCUUCUCAAUUUGCUGAAAGUGGCUCUGGGCCUGAGAGAUCAAGGUACCUGAUUCACUGGGAGUCUCUAGAUUUAAUAGGAGGAGUUGGGUUGUCUGAUUCGACCAAUUUCUAGCAAUCCCUUAAAUUGUUCGAGAGGAGGAUUAUAAUAUCAAAUGGGUCCUCCAAUGAAGAGGAGGCAGCAACGAAACAGGAGAGCAAUGGCUGUGCUUCUGAAGUGAGAAAGAGUCCGCGUCUGUACCAGUGGCGUGUGAAGAUUGCUAACUUUAAUGGAGCACUUUUUCGUAAACAGCUCCUUUGUUGGCUCUGGUACAGGAGGAUGGAUCUUGAAAAGAUAGUAACAAUGAUUGGGCCUUUGUUGGUUUUAGAUGGGUAUCGCCGGAUCUGAAGUAGAUAUCAAGAAUAGAGCUGGGACUCUCUCUAUGCAGUCUAUCUCCCUAAAUACGAUUUUAUAUAAGUCUAAUAGUGGGCAUAAGUGUAUCAUCAUCUCGAGCUAAUCUUUAUCUAUUGACCAGUGGAAAAAAAUAUGCAUGCUGCUAAGUUUUAUUUUAAAAAAAAAGGCUUCUUGUGUCUCAAAUCCAAGGGUUUAUAGUGGGCAUCCAUGGAUUACGGAUGUGCAUUAAAGAUAGAUGUAUGAUGGAGAAAGGCGUGGACACCGGUUCUUCACUUCCAUGUUUUCCUGAGGGAGGAAGAUGGCGUCAGGAUUGGAGGCGGAUUUUUUUUUUUAUAUAGGUACCCAAAUUAUGAUCUUUGUAUUGCUUUGAAAAUAACUUUGUAAUCGAAGUUUCUUUUUUUGUUGUUGUUGUAUUUCUAUGCUUUUCUGGUAGCAUUUUUGUUCCAGAUUCUUUGAUCAUGCCAAGUUCUUCAGUUCUUCAGUUCUUCAGACACUGUAGCUGGUCUAGUUACUACUUGUCGAACUAGAACAUGCCUGAUGAGAGAGUACAACAGCGUUCCUGAUUAUUGCACCAAAAAGCACAAGUUUUCCUAAUUUUCUUGAUAUUUUUCCUCAUGUAGGUCCUCUCGGCUCCUAGGAGUUUCUUCGGUGUGGAGGACUUCGUAGACGAUGACAACAGCCGCCCGUACACGUACAAGAAGGAGAAGAAGUCAAAGAACCCUCAGAAGCAUGUCUCCUUCAAGCAGCGGACGAUAGCAUACAUGGAACCCUUCUCGCUUGAUGUCUUCAUCUCCAAGAGAUUUGUCUCGGCCUCGAUCACCCACCGGGUCACCAGCAAGCAGGUGGCAGUUGCCGGCACCAAUUCCAAGGACAUCAAGGCGGCCCUCAAUUCCAGGUCAGACAUACCCGCCUGCCUAGCCGUUGGCAGGAUCUUGGCCGAUCGGGCUCGCGAGGCCGACGUUUUCACCGCCACCUACACCCCCAGAGAGAGGGACAAGUUUGAAGGGAAGAUCCGUGCAGUCGUCCAGUCGCUGAUAGAUAAUGGGAUCGAUGUCAAAGUCUACCUCGAUUGA
Spirodela intermedia is the source of this 1965-nucleotide messenger RNA. Lineage: Eukaryota; Viridiplantae; Streptophyta; Magnoliopsida; Alismatales; Araceae. The record is from the annotation of a GenBank genome assembly.